Python bivittatus (Burmese python) is the source of this 6127-nucleotide messenger RNA. RefSeq names its product NUAK family kinase 1 (gene NUAK1). Gene Ontology annotation, molecular function: tau-protein kinase activity; ATP binding. The record is from RefSeq and is a predicted model, not a curated record. Gene Ontology annotation, cellular component: cytoplasm. Lineage: Eukaryota; Metazoa; Chordata; Lepidosauria; Squamata; Pythonidae. Gene Ontology annotation, biological process: microtubule cytoskeleton organization; protein phosphorylation; intracellular signal transduction.
AAAGAAAGAAGACGGAGGAGGGGGAUGCGGCUUCUUUUCCUUCCCCUCUUCAUCUGAAAAGAGCCUUCCGCCAAAGCACCGGGUGUAGCCGAGGCCCCUCCGGCCGGCCGCCUUCACCGUCCCCAAAUUCCCGCCUUAGUAAUUGUCGAAUGCCUUUCAGGCACCCCAGCAGGGGGUGAGGGGACGGCGCUGUGGCCUCGCGCUCCUCGGCCUCCCUCCCUCCCUUCCCGCCCCGAAAAAAUGGGGGCAGCCCUUGCGGAACACGCCUGAAGGGAGGGACGCCGAGGCUCCUCCCGCGCUGCGCGAAGUGCCUUCUCGGCGCACGCCUGCCGAGCGGGAGAUGGAUAGGACCGAGCUGGAUGGCAGCAGCACAGACGCUCCCGAGCAAUGCUGCCAGGAGGCUGCGCGGACUGUCGGUGAAGCAGCAGGCGCAGCUAUGGAAGAGUCCGCAGCGGAGGCUCCCGCUUCAGGGGGCUCCGCUGCCUCGGCCCUCAAGGCCGUCUGCCUCGGCGCUGCCCAGCAGGAGCUGAAGCAGCAGCAGCAGCAGCAGGGGGUCAAGAGGCACCAUCACAAGCACAACCUGAAACAUCGCUACGAGUUGCAAGAAACGCUGGGCAAGGGUACCUAUGGCAAAGUCAAGAGGGCCAUCGAGAGGUUUUCAGGCAGAGUGGUUGCAAUAAAAUCCAUCCGUAAGGACAAAAUUAAGGAUGAGCAAGAUAUGGUUCACAUCAGACGGGAGAUUGAGAUUAUGUCAUCUCUCAGCCAUCCUCAUAUCAUCACUAUAUAUGAAGUAUUUGAGAACAAAGAUAAAAUAGUGAUCAUCAUGGAAUAUGCAAGUAAAGGGGAAUUGUAUGAUUACAUCAGUGAGAGGCGAAGGCUAAAUGAAAGGGAGACAAGACACUUCUUCCGGCAAAUUGUUUCGGCAGUUCAUUAUUGUCAUAAGAAUGGUGUCGUUCACAGGGAUCUAAAACUGGAAAAUAUUCUUCUUGAUGACAGUUGUAACAUCAAGAUUGCAGACUUUGGGCUUUCAAAUCUUUAUCAGAAAGAUAAAUUUCUCCAGACUUUCUGUGGAAGUCCACUGUAUGCAUCUCCUGAAAUUGUUAAUGGAAGGCCUUACCGAGGACCAGAGGUUGACAGUUGGGCUCUUGGUGUAUUACUUUAUACUCUGGUUUAUGGAACAAUGCCCUUUGAUGGCUUUGAUCACAAAAAUCUGAUCAGGCAGAUCAGUAGUGGAGAAUAUCGUGAGCCAACACAGCCCUCAGAUGCUCGUGGUCUGAUCAGGUGGAUGCUGAUGGUGAAUCCCGAGCGCAGAGCAACUAUUGAAGACAUAGCCAACCACUGGUGGGUUAACUGGGGCUAUAAGAGUACUGUUUGUGAUUGUGAUGCCUUGCAAGACUCUGAGUCCCCUCUGCUGUCUAGAUUCAUAGACUGGCAUCAUCGUUCCAGUGGGCUCCAGCCUGAGACUGAUACCAAAAUGAAGUGCCUUUCUAAACCAAAAGGAUCUGAAGUCCAUUUAGAGAGACAGAGAUCCCUAAAAAAAUCAAAGAAGGAAAAUGACAUUGCACAGUCUAUCCAAGAAGGAGUUGACAACUCAUGCAAAUUAAAUUCCAAGAGGCCAAAAGGUAUUUUGAAGAAGAGGAGCAAUAGUGAACAUCGAUCUCACAGUGCAGGAUUUAUAGAAGGAGUAGUCAAUCCAGUAUUGCCUUCCACUUUUAAAAAAGAACAAGAAUUAUGUAGAACAGGUAUAUCCAUUAAGAGUGUUUUGGAGGGGGAUAUAACGGGUAAAUACAGCACUAAGCAGUCUUCCUUAAUGCCAAAAAAGGGUAUCCUCAAGAAGACUCAGCAAAGAGAAUCUGGCUACUACUCAUCUCCAGAACGAAGUGAAUCUUCAGAACUCCUGGACCAUAAUGAGGAGGCAGGAAACAGUGACACAUCCCCAAACAUCAUUGAAACGUUAAGGAUAGAGUCUCAUAGUCAUUCCUACAGACGGAAGGGUAUUUUAAAACACAGUAGCAAAUAUUCCACCACUACUGCACAUUCAGCUUUAAUCCGCUCUGAUAGACCAGUGCUGGAAGGCAUGGAGGAAGCAGGUUUGUCUGUUGAUGGAUUAUCUCGAAGUUACAGUCGCCCUUCUAGUGUGAUUAGCGAUGAUAGCAUUCUUUCCAGUGACUCUUUUGACUUGGUGGACUUGCAAGAGAACAAACUUAGAAUAAGAAGCUGUGUGUCAGCUGAAAACUUCCUCCAGAUCCAAGAUUUCCAAGGACUCCAAAAAAACCGCUCACGACCACAGUACCUGAAACGUUACCGAAAUCGGACAAGUGAUAGUUUUUCUCUUCUUACAGACAUGGAUGAUGUCACUCAGGUCUACAAGAAGGCUCUGGAGAUCUGUAACAAGCUUAAUUAGCAGAUGGGGAAAAGUAGGACUGGAGAGAAAGGGUCUUGGGUACCUUUAUGAUGGAGUUGGCCCAAUUAUCAAUUAGCUGACAGUGACAACAUUGUUAACUAAGAAGAAGUCCUUCAAUUAUAUUGAGAAAAGACACCUCAUGCUUAUUAUGCAAACUUGUAGCUCAUGCAAUUAAAAUACUACCUAAUGUCCAAAGAAAUUAUGGUAAUAUAUGAAGUAAAAUCUCUGGCAGAUAGAAAAAUAUAAUGUUCCAGUGGUGUAAGUUGAAGCUAGAUAAAAUGUAAACUGGAAAAAGGUACUUUUAUUUUUUGUUAGAGAAGGUAACUAACCACUGGAAAAGCUAUAAUGUUAAGAGUAAAAAAAGUCAGCUGUUAAAUAUAAUAAAUCAUUGGCAGAUGGAUUUAUCAUUAUCCAUAACUUUUAAGUUAAUGAAAUUUUCUGAUUUUCAGCCAAAGGAGACCCUGACUCAGAAAUAUACACAAACAGGACUGGGAUGCCUGCUAAAGACAUUGAGAGCAUGUUUGCCCAGACAAUUAUUGGAAUUGCUGGUUAUCAGGUGAUAAUGCUUUCUUCUGAAAAGCAUUUAGCAAUUUAAGUGGGAAUUUUCGUUUUUAUAGAACUUCAGUUAGCAAGAAAUAGCAAUGUAGUAAAAUGAUGAGUUGAGAGAGACAAAAACCAUAUUAUUAUCCCAUUAGCAGAGACUCUGGAAAUCUGUACGUCUGCAAUAAAAAAGUUGUUUGAGGUGCCAAGAACCUUUAACAAGUUUCUUUUCACUACUUGUUCAUCUAUGUAAAUUGUAUGAACCGUAAAGAUUUUCUGAAGGAUAAUUUAUGAAACCAUAAGUACAUAAUGUAAAUUGAUCUAAUAUUAGUCUAAUCAAUUGCAGAAUUUGAAUUUUAUCAAAGACUUUGAGUUUAGUUCUUGCAGACCUCAGGAAUUUUAGGACAGAAUUCCAGAGCCCUUGUUAAUAGGCAGUAGUGUGGAGGGCUGGAAGGGACACAGUGAUGAGGAUGACUAGAAGGAACACAGUUUAUGAGUAAGAAAAAGAUAUUAGGGUAGUAGACUUCAUGAGGAAUUCAGUUUAAGAAUAUAUACAUAUUGUAGAUGAUAUUAUUAGGUCAGUGGAGUCAAAUUGGAGAAGACAAGACAUGAUUCGUGGGUGUAAUUCUAAAAUUGCAAUUAAAGGUUUCAACUCCCAUAAAGGUACCACUUGGGUUUACUGGAUUACAUGAAUGUAAGCCUCUUUUUAAAUAGGCACUAUGUGGUUGAUAGGCCUGGGCAAUUGAGACUUUUGACUUACUUUAGGUCAUAGAUAUCCCAUUAAGCAGUUCAGAGUUUCAAUACAGUAACGUUAUUAAACUAGUUUACAGAAUCAAAGUGUUGCAACUUUUAAAAGAAAAAAGGCAAACUCAGAUCUAACAACACUUAAUAGACUGAGAGUAUUUCCUUCAUUUAAGCUAUGCCAGCUUCAUUACAAAGAACAUAAUUUGGCCCCCUUUAAUUUGGGGCUCCAAAAUUACAGGAAUCUAGUGCCAAUUCCAAGGGAUUUCAAAGUAAAGAUAUUAAAAUAUUAGAGUUAGUGGACAGUUUGGCUGUAUAUUUCUCAUAAUUAAGUUGAAAUUAUUUUGUGUUCAAAUCUAAACACACAGGUCAGAGGUAGGCAAUCUUUUUGGAAAAGUGGAUGCAUUCGGAAUUUUGGGAAUAUGUUAUGGAUGCUUUUAUGAAAUAGCUGGCAUGGGGAGUGGACUUAAAUGUUCCUAAAAUGGAUGCCAUAUGAUCCUGCUCAAUUACAAAACACACUAUUACUAAAAGACAGACUGGCAAGUUUCUUCCAAUUGCCUUCUCUAGCUUCUGUCCACAGAAUGCUGCAUACUCCAGCUUAAUUUUGCAUUGUUUCUGGAGAGGUGUGCACACGUCCAAACAUUUUUUAUGUUCUAAGAAUGUCUUUGGAGCCUAUAGAGGUUUGCUUUGUAGCAAAUCAGUUCCCCUUUAAAAAAAAAUAAUAAUGUCUUAAAAAUUAAACAGAAGCAGCAGGGAGCCUGAUGGGCACCAUGACAGGUAUCUCUAGGCACCAUGUUACCAUUAAGACUACUGAACUAAUUAAUUUCCUUUCCCAGAAUAAUGGGAAGAUGGUUGCAUCCCUCCACAAAGCAUUGGAUGAAAUGAUCCAAAAUGGCACUAAAUGCCUACAGUAUCCCUACAAUACUUGUCAUCUUGACCUGUCUUAGAUACUAAAUAGAAAUGCUUCCAAAGAUAUUCUAGUAAUUUACUAAUUGAUUGUAUCCACCUACCAUAUCUUUUGUCUUCCAGUUCGUAUACUUCCUUCAACCUUGCCAAGCAUUUUUUUUUCUGUUCCAUCAUCUACUUGUACCAUAUGCCUAAAGUAUGCAUGUUUUUGCUUGCUAAUCAUUGUCUCAGGUGAGCAAUCAGAUUUUAUUUGGGCUUGGACUGAUUCACUUGUUCUUCCAGCAAGUCAUGGUAUGCUUAAUAACCCUAAAUCCAUAAUUCAAAGUCAUCUAUCUUCUCACUGUCUCUUAGUGUCCAUUUUCACAGCUGUCCAUUACCACUGCAAUUACCAUUGCUUUAAGUAUUCUGAACUUUGUUGACGUUGAUGUAUCUUUCUCUUUCAUGAUUUUGUAUAAGUUUGUUACCGCAUUCCUUCUUAAUCAAUCUACUCAUCAGUUCUCCAGCAUACAGUUCAUCCUUAUUAUUGAGUUCAAAAAACCAAAAAAUCUUCAUGUCGAUGCUCUUUGUCUUCUUAAUAUCUAACAUUAAUUUGGAUGUCUCACUUUUUAUUUUUACUUUCAUAAUGAGCUCUUCCAAGUCUUUUUGAAUUUUAAUUCCAAGUGCUAAAUGUGUAGCCCAAAACUAUGUUUACUUAAUCAGCCUCACUGAGUUCACUGGUGAGAUCUUAUGUUUGCUAUGCUAAGUGAUUUCCGCCUUAGAAAGGUACAUAUGCUUAAAGACACAACUUAAAAAAAAAGAAAAGAAAACAGCAUGUUUCAGUAAUCUGGAUAAAUUUUGCUUUAAGUUAAAGACCAUGCUUUGAUCCAGGAAUAUGCAAACCUUUCUCCUUUGAAAACUAAGACAGGACUGGUCUGAGUUGUCUUAGAGUAGAACACUGCUAACUUUUGCUACCUGUCCUCAAGCUCAGUUUAACAUGCAGUUAAUAAAUUUUGAGAAGAAAAGGGAACUCUCAACAGCUCCUGGGAAGAACUAAGAAUUGUCCUCAAAUGGAGCUCUAUCUAAGUUGUGGCCCAGGCCUGUCAUCUUGUAUACAAAUGUGAAUGACUGAUUAACUGAUUGCUGCCAAACUGGAAAAUGUUCUGUAGGGACUUACUGGCAUAUUAUCAUUCCUAGAAGAACCAGAACUCUUGACUGCACAUUGUUAUUACUAGUGCUGUGUAAUUUUUUUUUCCUUAUUUAAUUUGCAAAGAUUUUUUUUUGUCUUUAAAGUUGACUUUUUAUUUGUCUUCUUUUAAUUUAUUGGUCUGAAAGCCAUUUCAAAGGUAUAAUAAUAUAUUUUGGUAUAAUUUAAUUGGUUCUGCAUUAUUUUACAGCUUUGGCCAAAACGUUACCUUAAAAAAUGUUUUGUUUUGUUUUUCAUUAUGCUUAUUGUUGGUUCGAUUACUUUGAAGCAGAGGGAAACGCUGGAUAAUCACCCAAAGUGUUUGUAUUUUUAAUCUGAUCCUGUCUUUUUUUAUUAAAUAAAAAUCAAUAAAA